Striga hermonthica is the source of this 444-nucleotide messenger RNA. The record is from the annotation of a GenBank genome assembly. NCBI's taxonomy places the organism in Eukaryota, Viridiplantae, Streptophyta, Magnoliopsida, Lamiales, Orobanchaceae.
AUGAGAAAACUUGCGACUUUGAGCUAUCUGCAGUUAUUUUUGUGCCUUUUUUCUUCAUUUGUAAUCCAAGGUUUUGCGGAUGGCAAUAACAACUCUGCAAGCAAGAAGUCCGCUGCAAAUUCAACUCCGUUGACAAUUCUCUUUGUGUUCUUGGGGGUUUUAGCUGUUGUUGGAUUUUCAAUUUUCCUAUACAAACUGUGGCAAAGGAAGAAGAGGGAGGCACAACACGCACGCCUUCUGAAGCUAUUUGAACAAGAUGAUGAGCUCGAGACGAUAACCGGCGAUUUGCAAACCUCGACAACCGGCGACCUCACCUUCGAGCUCUAUUCGGCGACCUUCGACGGGCCCCGACCUCCAAUGGGCUGCGACCUUCGCAAGCCGACCGCCGCCCACCCCGUUGUCGGAUGCCCGACAUGGGUGCGGGAAGAAGAAAUUGAAUUUUAG